This is a messenger RNA of Drosophila takahashii, 3275 nucleotides long. RefSeq names its product integrin alpha-PS3-like. Gene Ontology annotation, biological process: cell adhesion mediated by integrin; cell-matrix adhesion; integrin-mediated signaling pathway. The record is from RefSeq and is a predicted model, not a curated record. NCBI's taxonomy places the organism in Eukaryota, Metazoa, Arthropoda, Insecta, Diptera, Drosophilidae. Gene Ontology annotation, molecular function: integrin binding. Gene Ontology annotation, cellular component: external side of plasma membrane; integrin complex.
ACCGUUCAAGUUUUGUUGCGCUCAUCUAAGCUUUAACAAUUUAAUUUAAAUAAACGGAGAAACAAUUCAUAUAAUUAUUGCAGAGUUAAAUAUAUGUACGUUAGGGAAGAAUGUGUCGCCUCAAAUUCGUUGUCUUUCUGGCUUUGGUUUACCAAAUCAAAGCUUUCAAUAUUUCGCCGCGUCCGAGCGUAGUGAUAAAUUAUCCGUUAAAUUCCAAUUUAAGUAGUUCCGAGAGGCGAAGCUCAUAUUUUGGAUAUUCUGUCGUAAUUCGCAAUACCAGCAUCAUAGUGGGAGCUCCCCGAGCUGAAUCAACCGAGGAUUCGCAGAAGGAAAUCGACGAGCCGGGGGCGAUCUACAAGUGCCUUCUGACCAGCGGUGCCUGCAAGCCGUAUAUCCUAGACGCUCAAGGCAAUAUUAAUAACUACAGAAAUACGUGCCUCACCAACAACUUCGAGCGCAAGGGCUCUCAAUGGCUGGGAGGAUCAAUGGACGGAGGAACAAGGGAUACUGACAAGUUGAUCGUGUGUGCUCCUCGAUUUCGAGCAGAAAGCGGUGAAGAUUAUCACAUGAUUGGAGUAUGCUACUGGGUACAGAACACAAGGAGUGAUCUCGAGACUCCCGAUCACGUCACUCGUAUUUCUCCACUCCGCAUGAAAGCGAAGCAGGUCAUCGAGGAGGAUAUUGAUAAGGGCACAAAGGGAAGUUUCCUUUACAUACAAGGCGAAAUGGGACUAAGUGCCCAUGUGACGGACGAUAACUCCAGAUUUCUGAUCGGAGCCCCAGGUAUUGACAACUGGAAAGGAUCGGUGAUCCUUGACUAUCCUGAGGACAAUUCGUCAGUAAAUCACCUAACAGUUCAGAACUAUACAACCAAUUGUCUUUGGGAGCACAAUAAAACGAUAGUCCCAGAGCCACAAAGUUGGAACCAGACCGAGGACUCAUACUUUGGCUAUGCCGUGAGCUCCGGCUAUUUUGACAGCUCCAAUCCAUCUACACUGCUCUACGUGGCCACUGCUCCUCAGGCCAAUCUGCAGUCCGGCGAGGCCUACAUUUUUAGCUUGGACGAUAAUGGAAAAACCAUACACAAGUUGCACCGCUUCCGUGGCCAACAAUUUGGCGAAUACUUCGGCUAUUCCAUUUUAGCGGAGGAUCUGAAUGGAGACGGAAUGACAGACGUCAUCAUUUCAGCCCCGCAGUACGCUCCGCAGGAUGAGGACUCCUACGACAGCGGCGCAAUCUAUGUGUUUAUUAACAAAGGCUCUUUUAACUUUGAGCAGACUAUUAUUCAUUCGCCAGUGGGCAGUGAGGGUCGAUUCGGAACAACUCUAUCGCGACUAGGCGAUAUCAAUUUAGAUGGAUUCAAUGACGUGGCCGUGGGAGCUCCCUUUGCCGGAAACGGGUCGGUACUCAUUUACCUGGGCGGCGAACAUGGAUUGGAAGAUUCUCCGAGCCAGCGACUGGAUGCUCCUUUGCAUUCACCUUCUUAUUACGGAGCUGACAUGUUUGGCCAUGGCUUAUCCCGCGGAUCCGAUAUAGAUAGUAACGGAUUCAACGAUUUCGUUAUUGGAGCACCGAAUGCGGAAGUCUCUUAUCUGUACAAGGCCUAUCCAGUUGUAAAAGUAAUUGCAACAAUUAAUUCGGAAUCUCGGGAGAUCAAAGCGAGUAGGGAAAAUUUGAACAUCACUGCCUGUUACAGACUGGAUACCAAGGCAAAGAAAAUGCAGCAGCAGGAUCUAAACAUCCGGAUUACUAUAGACACACAGCUGCAGAGGUUUAAAUUCUUCAAAAACCAGACAGAGGUGAACUUCACGGCAACUGCGGGUCUGGAAAACAGUUGCAAAAGCUUUGAGGUUCAGGUUCUUUACAACGAAAAGGACUUAUUUACGCCCAUCGAUUUGGAGAUGCACUAUGAACUCACAGAGACGGUUUCCGAUAAGGAGGAGUUUUGCGAAGCCUGCGCGGUUGUUAAUCCCAAAGAUCCAAAGGUUUCUACGCAGAAAUUAAUCUUCAGCACGGAUUGUGCCUCUGAUAUUUGUGUUGCUGACUUGCAUUUAAGGAGCAAGAACGUGAGUCCCACUUAUAUUUUGGGAAGUGCCGAUACGCUCCGUUUGAAUUACGAGAUCACCAACAGUGGAGAGACCGCCUACCUGCCCCAGUUCAACGUGACCAGCACUUCGCGACUGGCUUUCGCCCAGGUCCCUGGAAACUGCAAGGUCUUCGAGGCAGUCAUGGUGUGCGACCUGAACAAUGGACGAUCUCUGGCCAACGGUGACAGCGAUUCGGUGACCAUCAGCUUUGAGGACAGCCAAUUCAGCGGACAGUCGCUAGUCAUCCAGGCAGAAGUAUUCAGCACUGGCUUCGAAAAGAAUCCCACGGACAACAUUCUGACGAGUGAGAUAAGUUUCAAGGAGUUCACCGAUAUCGAUGCCACCGGCGGUCCGAUCAACGAUCAAGUUGUUCUCAAAAAGGAGCCUUACACCGCGGAAAUCAUCAACAAUUACGAGAUCAAAAGCCACGGCCCCAGUAUUAUCAAGGAGUUAGCGGUGUCCCUUUACAUUCCCGUUUACUAUAAAGCUGCUGAUUCCAUAUCAGCCAUACCCAUCAUACACAUAUCCAGCCUAAAGAUGCAGGCCAAUUAUGGUUCUCAGACGUUGCCCAUACAACUCUUCGACCAGAAUAACACCACCUUAUCCACAACCCGAAAGCAAAGGGAUGUCGAUCGUCUGAAUGCCCAUCAAGAGCACAAUUCUAGCAUAUCCGAUCUCCAGACCGACGAAGAGGAAAGUCUACCGAUAGAAAACACCAUUGUUCUAAACUGUCUGGAUAACAAACAGACGAUAUGCGUGCGAGCUGAAUUUCGACUCAAAUUUAUUCCGGAAACGCCAAUAAACCUAAGCUUAAGCUUCAAUGUGGAUCUGAGCCAGGUGGAGGAUUCCUGGGAGUACUUCGUCAUCCAGACCAAUCUGGGACUGCUCAAGAAGGGGGAUCCCAGAUCUAGUUCGUUCAAGCUUAACAAGAAGAUCAAAUCGAAUGUAAUAGGCAAGGUCAUUACGUUGGCCAUCUGGAAAAUAAUAUUGUCCGUGAUUGGAGGAUUGUUACUGCUCGCUGCUUUAACGUAUGGUCUUUACAAGUCUGGGUUCUUCAAACGCGCCAAGAAGGAAGAACUAAAAGAGUAUAAAAGAGAUAUAUCUCGAAAGAGUAUUGAGGAGCUAAAUGAAAUUGAGGAGUUGGAGGAGAAUAACAUGGUCGAGUUUCUAGAGGAAGUUUCCAUCUAA